AUGUCACAGCGGUCCGGUGCCGCUUCGGCGGGUACGAAUGGCCAGGCCUCGAAGGACACGCCAUCGCAGAACCUACCAGCCAUUGACAAGCAAAAGAUGCUUCUUUCUGCAGACGUGGGCCACUUCUCGCUGGUGCGGGCCAUGCACCUCGCAGAUCUCAUUACUCUCAUGAACGGCUUCUGCGGUGUCAUGUCCAUUUUCUCGUCGCUACAGUCCUGCCUUGACGCAGCCAACCGGGACUCGCAUCUGUGGUGGGCGCUGGCCUUUUUGCCGUUUGGCCUGUUCUUUGACUUCUUUGACGGCAAGGUCGCUCGAUGGAGGAAGAAGAGCAGCCUCAUGGGCCAGGAGCUGGAUUCUCUCGCCGAUUUGAUCUCGUUUGGUGUCGCUCCCGCCAUGGUGGCUUUCUCACUUGGUCUUCGAACCCGCGCCGAUACCGUUGGCCUAACCUUCUUUGUCCUCUGCGGCUUGACCCGACUUGCCCGUUUCAACGUCACCGUCGCAGUCUUGCCCAAGGAUGCCACUGGCAAGAGCAAGUACUUUGAGGGCACGCCCAUCCCGACGUCGCUGGGCUUGGAUGCCAUCAUGGCCUACUGGCUGCAGCAGGGCUGGAUCCUGGACAACAUUCCCUUUGGCACCUUGUUUGAGGGCACCGCGCUCGAGUUCCACCCCGCCGUGCUUUUGUUCAUGAUCCACGGCUGCAUGAUGACCAGCAAGACGAUACGCAUUCCGAAGCCCUAA
This is a messenger RNA of Trichoderma citrinoviride, 738 nucleotides long. Its product is annotated as CDP-diacylglycerol--serine O-phosphatidyltransferase. Gene Ontology annotation, molecular function: phosphotransferase activity, for other substituted phosphate groups. Bases 1 to 738 code for a protein of 245 amino acids. The record is from RefSeq and is a predicted model, not a curated record. Gene Ontology annotation, cellular component: membrane. Gene Ontology annotation, biological process: phospholipid biosynthetic process. Lineage: Eukaryota; Fungi; Ascomycota; Sordariomycetes; Hypocreales; Hypocreaceae. The transcript is spliced from 4 exons.